ACAAAAACGAUGUUAGCGGGUUUUUAGGUUAUUGGCGCUAACCUGGUCGAGUGUGAGGAGCGGACGGCAGCAGCAGCAGCAGCAGGAGGUCAGAGGGUCACGGCUCCUUCAUCUCCUACCCGGCAGACAGCCUCUCCACACGGGCAGUAUGUACGUCAUCAAGCGAGAUGGACGCCAAGAGCGCGUCAUGUUUGACAAAAUCACCUCUCGCAUUCAGAAGCUUUGCUAUGGCUUGAACUCGGACUUUGUGGAUCCGACCCAGAUCACGAUGAAGGUGAUCCAGGGCCUGUACAGCGGAGUCACCACCGUAGAGCUGGACACGCUGGCAGCGGAGAUCGCUGCCACGCUCACAACCAAACAUCCCGACUACGCCAUCCUGGCAGCACGGAUCGCCGUCUCUAACCUUCACAAGGAGACGAAGAAAGUGUUCAGCGACGUCAUGGAGGAUCUGUUCAGCUAUGUGAACCCCUUGAAUAAGCGCCAUUCUCCCAUGAUCUCCAAGGAGACGCUCGACAUCGUCCUUGAGAACAAGGAUCGCCUCAAUUCAGCCAUCAUCUACGAUAGAGACUUUUCCUACAACUUCUUUGGCUUCAAGACCCUGGAGCGGUCUUACCUGUUGAAGAUCAAUGGCAAAGUCGCCGAGAGACCCCAGCACAUGCUUAUGAGAGUUUCUGUUGGAAUUCACAAAAAAGACAUUGAAGCAGCCAUUGAGACAUACAAUCUGCUGUCUGAGAAGUGGUUCACACACGCGUCACCGACGCUGUUCAAUGCUGGAACCAACAGGCCACAGCUGUCAAGCUGCUUUCUGCUCGCCAUGAAGGACGACAGCAUCGAAGGCAUUUAUGACACUCUGAAGCAGUGUGCCCUCAUCUCCAAAUCCGCUGGAGGUAUUGGCGUGGCGGUCAGCUGCAUCAGAUCAACAGGGAGCUACAUCGCCGGCACUAAUGGCAACUCCAAUGGCCUAGUCCCUAUGCUAAGAGUGUAUAACAACACAGCGCGCUAUGUCGACCAGGGUGGCAACAAGAGACCUGGAGCCUUUGCCAUGUACCUGGAGCCAUGGCAUUUUGAUGUGUUUGACUUUUUGGAGUUGAAGAAGAACACGGGGAAGGAGGAGCAGAGGGCGAGAGACCUGUUCUACGCUCUGUGGAUCCCCGACCUCUUCAUGAAGAGAGUGGAAAGCAAUCAAGACUGGUCUCUGAUGUGUCCCAGUGACUGCCCCGGGCUGAAUGAGUGCUGGGGUGAGGAGUUUGAGAAGCUCUACACCAGAUAUGAGAGGGAGGGCAAGGUGAAGCGUGUGGUGAAGGCUCAGCAGCUGUGGUACGCCAUUAUAGAGUCCCAGACAGAAACCGGUACACCGUACAUGCUCUACAAGGACGCCUGCAACAGGAAGAGCAACCAGCAGAAUCUAGGCACCAUCAAAUGCAGCAACCUCUGCACAGAAAUUGUGGAGUACACCAGCCCAGAUGAGGUAGCUGUGUGUAACCUGGCCUCCAUUGCUCUCAACAUGUACGUCACCCCAGAGAGAACUUUUGACUUUAAAAAGCUGGCGUAUGUAACCAAAGUCAUCGUCAAGAACCUCAACAAGAUCAUCGACAUUAAUUUUUACCCGGUGCCGGAAGCUGAGACCUCCAACAAGCGUCACAGGCCAAUCGGAAUUGGUGUCCAAGGUUUGGCGGAUGCCUUCAUCCUGAUGCGCUUCCCAUUUGAAAGUCCCGAAGCCCAGCUGCUCAACAUUCAGAUCUUUGAGACCAUCUACUACGCUGCCCUGGAGUCCAGUUGUGAGCUGGCUGCCGAGCAAGGCCCAUAUGAAACCUACCCGGGCUCUCCUGUCAGCAAGGGGAUCCUCCAGUAUGACAUGUGGGAGAAGACUCCCACUGACCUGUGGGACUGGAAGCUGCUGAAGGAGAAGAUCGCCAAGCACGGCGUGAGGAACAGUCUGCUGCUGGCCCCAAUGCCCACGGCCUCCACGGCACAGAUCCUGGGCAACAACGAGUCUGUUGAGGCCUACACCAGCAACAUCUACACCCGCAGGGUGCUCUCCGGGGAGUUCCAGAUCGUGAAUCCUCACCUGCUGAAGGACCUGACGGAGAGGGGCCUGUGGAACGAGGAGAUGAAGAACCAGCUGAUCUCCCAGAAUGGCUCUAUUCAGGACAUUGCUGAGGUCCCAGAUGACCUGAAGCAGCUCUAUAAAACUGUGUGGGAAAUCUCCCAGAAGACGGUCCUCAAGAUGGCCGCAGACCGCGGCGCCUUCAUCGACCAGAGCCAGUCACUCAACAUCCACAUCGCAGAGCCAAACUACGGCAAGCUGACCAGCAUGCACUUCUACGGCUGGAAGCAGGGUCUGAAGACGGGCAUGUACUACCUGCGGACCAAGCCUGCCGCCAACCCCAUCCAGUUCACCCUGAACAAGGAGAAGCUGAAGGAGACGCAGACAACCAAGAGCGCAGAGGAGGAGAUCAGGGAGCGCAACACAGCUGCCAUGGUUUGUUCCUUGGAGAACAGGGACGAAUGCAUGAUGUGUGGCUCUUAAAAUCUCUCUCGCCGUGAGGUUUCGGGUAUAAAAAUGAUACAACUGCACCCACUACAGUCGCUGGCUCAUCUUCAAGACCACAGCCUGAUAUUUACAUGCACUUGUGUCUUCCAGUCACAAACUUACGUUUUUUUUUUUUCUAUCAUUCUUGGGCGCACUGUCUUAAUGAAAAUGUUUGACAGCAUGUAUAGAAUUAGAUGUUUAAAUGAACUGUUAGUGGCUCUUUCAGUCAAAUGUAUGGGAUAUGUAAAGUUUAAUAAACAUAAGUGUUUUAUAGGUUGAAAAUAAAAUUGUAAUACAAAAAACGAAA
Messenger RNA from Myripristis murdjan (pinecone soldierfish), 2840 nucleotides. RefSeq names its product ribonucleoside-diphosphate reductase large subunit. Lineage: Eukaryota; Metazoa; Chordata; Actinopteri; Holocentriformes; Holocentridae. The coding region runs from base 149 to 2530 and encodes 793 amino acids. Gene Ontology annotation, cellular component: ribonucleoside-diphosphate reductase complex. Gene Ontology annotation, biological process: deoxyribonucleotide biosynthetic process. The transcript has 4 exons. Gene Ontology annotation, molecular function: ribonucleoside-diphosphate reductase activity, thioredoxin disulfide as acceptor; ATP binding. The record is from RefSeq and is a predicted model, not a curated record.